Haliotis rufescens (red abalone) is the source of this 2115-nucleotide messenger RNA. RefSeq lists its product as uncharacterized. The coding region runs from base 7 to 840 and encodes 277 amino acids. NCBI's taxonomy places the organism in Eukaryota, Metazoa, Mollusca, Gastropoda, Lepetellida, Haliotidae. The transcript is spliced from 4 exons. The record is from RefSeq and is a predicted model, not a curated record.
AACGCGAUGGCUGGUUUAAGAGUUCUCCUCACUUAUGUGUUUGUGUGUGGAGUUCAAAGUAGUUUUCAAUUUGGGUAUUUUCACAAGGUUUGCAAUGACGUGAAAAGACUGGGAUUUCAAAGGUGGACCAACCAUGGAGUGGUCAGCUACGUUCGCUGUGCCACGCGAUGCGUCAGCGACAACCAGUGUCUUUCAUUUCAGUACAACCCCUUAACAGGUGUCUGUACUGGCAACAACGUCUCACAGGGAAACUCACAGGAGUUUGACGAAAUUGUUGACACGGGCAACUGUAUAUUCUAUCCAGUUGAAGAGACCGGAACAAUCGGAGUUGCAUGUAACAACAACGCGGACUGUCACGAAGCCAUGUCAGUCUGCUACGAGGGGAUAUGCAAAUGUACUCCCGGCUACAGUUACAGUCCGACAAACGUCACUUGCGUCAGCGAGACCGGAACAAUUGGAGAUGAAUGUAAGAACAAUGCGGAUUAUUCUGUGACCAUGUCAGUCUGCUACGAGGGGACAUGCAAAUGUACUCCCGGCUACAGUAACAGUCCGACAAGCGCCACUUGCGUCAGAGUGUGUUCGGAGUAUGGCUUUGAUAUGACCAAAUAUCCUGGACUUGGUAUUACUGGUCAUAACACCAUCACUUCCUACGGCCUCACCCCUGAAGAGUGCGUCACAGCAUGCGUCACACAGACCACGUAUGUUUGUGUGAGCACAGACAUGAAACUCAGUGAUGGCAGGUGUUCUCUGCAAGAAGUGGGCUAUCUCGAUGUUAAUGGGAUUUACCGUGAAACAGAAGUGGACGGCUGGGUGUUCUCAACAAGAAACUGUGCUGCCUAAUGUAACGAUGAUGAAUAUAAAAGGUUGAUGAUGGAUCGAAGACAAUGCAAAAGCGAUAAUUUGUGUGUAAAUCUGUCUCCUCAAAACUUGCAUUGGAUGUAUCCCCUGAUUACUAUUAAAUAUGCAGAACAGUCUGCAGUGGAGAAAAUCCUUUGUCUUUGAGUGAGUUGGGUUAAAUGACGCAUUGAACAGUUUUUUGAGGUAAUACUUUACUCUACUUUACUUUGUUUGUCGUUUAUAUCUGUAUAUGUAUGAUGACGGUCUGAAAAUAUUCGAUUCUGGACCAGACAAUCCAGUGAUUGACAUCAUGAGCAUCGAUCCACGCAAUUGGGAUGCGAUGACGUGUCAAACAAGUCAGCGAGCCUGACCACCCGAUCCUGUUUGUCGCCUCUUACGACAAACGUAGUUGCCUGUUACGGCUUGAUGGUAAUACAGCUCUCAGUCGAUAAGCAGCUUGGUGAAGCCCACGAACAUGGAUAAGGGACUGACAAACCAAGAAACCGUAUCAGGCAAUUCAAGCAUAUGUGGAUAUUACUUUUAUGUAACGUAACGUCAUAUGAAUUGUAUAUUUCUGUCAGUAGACAGUGAUAUUAAUCAAACUGUACAUGUUGUAUGCAUUCGUACAACCGAAAACGUUAUUGCUAUAUAAAUUAACGUAUACCACCACUGAUCUUACUGACUGUUUGUUUAAUGUGAAAUAACAAAAUGUGAAUACGUUCCAACUCACCUGUUUCGAUUUGGCAACGGGAGAGUUCGUGUGACGUCACCUAUAUCCGUGAGUCUGGUCCAAGAAACUACUUCUUGUAGCAUACUGGCUUAAAUCCGCAUUGCAUUGCUACAAAAAGUGCAUCUAGUAUAUCUAAAUGAUUUGUAUAUUCCUACAUAACUGUGACACGACCGAAAAUAACUUCUGUCACUGGUGGAAUGCAAUUCCCGAAGUUCAACCGACCGUAUCCUCGAGCCGAGAUACUUCUUCCGGUAUGACAUCACUGUGUUGACAGUUUGAUCGGUUGUCGUUAAUCGAAAAGCUUGAGAGAAAGCAUUGCCUGUUCGAGACUAAGGAAUGUAAGUUCGGAUUCACGAGUUAUAUAUUCGUGUCUUGCGUGUCUGAUAUCCACGACCAAGUGACCGGAUUGAUUCCCUUGCGAAAAUCCGAGAUUAAAAGCGACGUUAAACCCAACUAACUCACUCUCUCACUUAUAUCCACGUCCUAGUGUCCGGUUUGAUUGCCAUGGGAAACUCCGAGAUCCAUUUUUCCAUAAAUUGAUAAAUGGA